AUGAACAAGUUGAAGACGAUCAGUUGCAUGAUGGGAAAAACAACACCAAGGCUGUCAAGAAGUUAUUCCUUCCACGUCCUUCAUCCGCAGAUGCGACGGAUUCGCCCAGUCGCCCCACGUCUUCACAUGCCAUGGUUGCGACAGGGGAGGCAUUUCUCGGAGGGACCAGAGAGCGGCCCUGAGAGGAAGGAAGGCGCCGCCAAUGCACAGAGCAAGGUUGAUUGCACUUGGGGGUUUAAGAGCAGAGACGCUAUCCUUGAAGUGCUCGACGACAACAGGCAGAUCAGCCAGCAGAUGGUUAGGACUUGCUUGUUGGGAGGGUGCCGAAGAUCUCAUACCUUCAUGCUUCUAGCUUUUCAGUUCCAUGAUGCCCUUGAAGAAGUUGAACAUGAGGGCAUUGAGAUGGGGACAAUACACGCAUUCUUGUGCAUUGCUGAGAUGUAUCGAAGCCGCGAUGAAAGCAAGUUCGAGAUUCACAGUUCUAGCAUCUUGAACGGAGGCCUGGCCAUGCAGUUUGCGAAGCAGGCCCAGAUCGUAAGUCCGCUGUCACUUUUGGCUAACCGAGCUCCCCAGUUGAAGUCGUCGUUGCUGUACUCUAUCGUCACCUUCGAAGAAGUCGUGCCAGACUUUGAAGGACAUUGGUCUGUUCGAUUCUUUGGCAAGAACAUGCUUUCCAGUUUCAUCACAGUCCGUGCUUUUUCCUCUGAUACUCUCUUCCUGACGUUGGUUCAUCUACAAGUGACCAUGCAUAUUAAAGGAAGACAACGGAUCAGCUUCGUCAACCUUGAACAGUGGGAGCAUCGACCCCCCAUGAUAGAUGAGACAAGCUCGGACGACACGGGCUUUGAAGACUUCGAUCACGUUUGGUUGCUGGAAGCUAUGAUCGACUGGAAGGAUUUCAUACAAAUGAAUCAGAUGCCGACCGGCUUCGAGUCCGGGGAGGAUCACGAGAACAUCCAGUACAGGUGGAUAGUUAAAGACAUCAACGAGCACAUGGAGACAAUCGGCGAGCAGAGCAAGUGGAACAUCAGAUGGUCGUGA
Molecule: messenger RNA, 1041 nt
Organism: Guillardia theta CCMP2712
Lineage: Eukaryota; Cryptophyceae; Pyrenomonadales; Geminigeraceae
Exons: 10
Coding region: 1-1041 (346 amino acids)
Source: RefSeq, a predicted model, not a curated record